This is a messenger RNA of Perognathus longimembris pacificus (Pacific pocket mouse), 1918 nucleotides long. It is a transcript of the gene Dazap2, whose product is annotated as DAZ associated protein 2. The transcript has 4 exons. Lineage: Eukaryota; Metazoa; Chordata; Mammalia; Rodentia; Heteromyidae. The record is from RefSeq and is a predicted model, not a curated record. Bases 135 to 641 code for a protein of 168 amino acids.
CGGCAACUCACUCCGGUGUCGGGUGACGCCGGGGGCGGAUGGCUCAUCACGUGACACGGAAGUGACUCCGAACAGGAAGAGGACGAAAAAAAUAACCGUCCGCGACGCCGAGUCUAACCGGACCCGCAGCCACCAUGAACAGCAAAGGUCAGUAUCCAACACAGCCAACCUACCCUGUGCAGCCUCCUGGGAAUCCAGUAUACCCUCAGACCUUGCAUCUUCCUCAGGCUCCACCAUAUACUGACGCUCCACCUGCCUACUCAGAGCUGUUUCGUCCAAACUUUGUGCACCCAGGGGCUGCCACAGUCCCCACCAUGUCAGCUGCAUUUCCUGGCGCCUCUCUGUAUGUUCCUAUGGCCCAGUCUGUAGCUGUUGGGCCUUUAGGUUCCACAAUCCCCAUGGCUUAUUAUCCAGUUGGUCCCAUCUAUCCUCCUGGUUCAACAGUGCUGGUGGAAGGAGGGUAUGAUGCAGGAGCCAGAUUUGGAGCUGGGGCAACUGCUGGCAACAUUCCUCCUCCACCUCCUGGAUGCCCUCCCAAUGCUGCUCAGCUUGCAGUCAUGCAGGGAGCCAACGUCCUUGUAACUCAGCGGAAGGGAAACUUCUUCAUGGGUGGCUCCGAUGGUGGCUACACCAUCUGGUGAGGAAGCAAGGCCGCCUCUGUGCCGGGAAAGACAUCACAUACCUUCAGCACUUCUCACAAUGUAACUGCUUUAGUCAUAUUAACCUGAACUUGCAGUUUAGACACAUGUUGUUGGGGUGUCUUUCUGGUGCCCAAAACUUUCAGGCACUUUUCAAAUUUAAUAAGGAACCAUGUAAUGGUAGCAGUACCUCCCUAAAGCAUUUUGAGGUAGGGGAGGUAUCCAUUCAUAAAAUGAAUGUGGGUGAAGCAGCCCCAAGGAUCUUCCUUUAAUUCCUCUGGAGUAAUACUGUACCAUACUGGUCUUUGCUUUUAGUAAUAAAAUAUCAAAUUAGGUUUGAAGGGAACUUUGAUCUUCCUAAGAAUUGAAGUUGCCAAAUUAUUCUGAUUGGUCUUUAAUCUCCUUUAAGUCUUUUUUGAUUUAUAGUUCCUAGUAAAUGAAACGCAUUAGCUGUCUGCCUUUUCCUUUCCAUUCUCCAUCCCAUGUGGCAUCUCCAUUCUGUCUUCCAUCCCCCUCCAACCAAUCUCCAUUAACUCAGUGGUGCAGGAUAGAAAGGCCAUCAGAUGAGUUUCCUUCUCUCCUUGCACUUCUCCCACUUGCCAUCUUCCAGCUUGUCUUUCACAAGGAUCCUCUGAAGCCCCCAUUUUCUUGUUUUUGUAUCUCAGGCAAAAAUGGAGGGUGCCUUUUGGACCUUCUCACAGGUUGUCUCUGCAUACACGAACCCAACUCAAAUUUGCUUUGGUGCCAGAAAAACUGAGCUUUGUGUGAACUAAGGAUAUCAGUGUAAACUAUCCCAUUAAAAAAACGUGUUUAAAAUGUGACAGGCAAGGAAAAGCAUGCAUUUCAAAAGCUUGACUUUGGCGCCAAAUUAAGAGGUGUUUCAGAUCAGUGAUUGGUUACCAUUUUUGGUCAGUGACCAUUCUCAUGGCUCUCAAGAGUUCCUAAGCCGAGUGAAUAGGAUCAGAUGGUGAAUGUCUCACUGUAAAGUGACUUGAGUCCAGUGGAAUCUCAUUAGGGUUAAGAACAUUUCAGGGAUCCUUAGUAUUUGAUUUUUGUUUUCUGAAAUUGGAUUUUAUUUUAUCUUAUAAUUUCAGUUCAUCUAAAUUUUGUGUUCUGUACAUGUGAUGUUUGACUGUACCAUUGACUGUUAUGGAAGUUCAGCGUUGUAUGUCUCUCUCUACACUGUGGUGCACUUAACUUGUGGAUUUUUUAUACUAAAAAUGUAGAAUAAAGACUAUUUUGAAGAUUUGAAUAAAGUGAUGAAGUUGCAUUACACCUCA